UUCCCCUUACGAGUGUUCCGUCAGUCGGCAUCCCUGGAACGUUUUCCAUUUUUGUUUACCUUUUAACGGAGCACCUGGCCUGGAAAGUCUGGGUGUUGAGCAGAGUAUUUAUCACUUCUUGAAGUCUCUGGGACUCUCUUCCUCUUCUCUGGUCAUCAUCUACCCUGCAGUAUCGACAAACAUACGCGCAGGAAACGGCUGCCAUCAUGGAUAUCAUGUCGAUUAUCUCGCAGGACAACUGCAAGAAGAUGUCUGAGCCUUCCACUGGACAGUUUGCCGUAUCAUGUGCACUACUAGCCUGGCUCCUGAUAUCCUACAUCCCCCAAUUCGCGCGCAUCAUCUCCAGAAAAUCCGCAGAAGGUCUCUCAACCCUCUACAUUCUUCUCGGCAGCAUCUCCGGAACCUGUGCAGUGGCCAACAUCAUGGUGUUACCUGCUUCCCAAACCGACAUCUCUUGUUGCAGACAUUACACACGCUUCGGCUGCAUCUCCCGCCUAUUAGGAAUCUUCCAAGUCGUCAGUGGAGUAUCACUAUUCUGGUGCAUCAUGUUCCUUUACGUCUACUUUAGCGAAGAAGAAGCAGAUGCACAAUUACACGGCAGAAGAAGAAGUUUAUCAAGUCCUGAUCGCACAUUUCGCCGCGCAAAGAGAGCGAUUAGAUUGUUGAUUACCGUGGUGGCUUUUGCGUUUGGAGUCUUGAUGGUUAGUGCGGUGGUGUUGAAGUGCUUUCCUUGGUAUAGUCAGGAAUGGGCUAAUGUGUUGGGGGUUUGUGUGGCGGGGUUUGCGUGUGUGCAGUGGGUGCCGCAGGUGUGGACGACUAUUCAUCUGGGCCAUUUGGGGAGUUUGAGUUUGGCGAGUAUUUGUAUGGGUGCGCCUUAUACCUGGAUCUUUGGCAUCAACAUGAUCAUUCGACUUGGUCUCUCUGGCUGGUCUGUCUGGAUCGUCUACGUCCUCGUCGGCGUCAUGCAAUUCAUCCUCAUCAUCACCGCCAUCAUCUACAUGAUCCGCGAUCGCCGCAAAGCCCGCCGCGCAGACGCCACUUCAGCAACAGCAAACAGCUCAAUCAAAAGGGAUGUCUCGGAAUCUCCUAGCAUCAGAGCACUGAGACCGCAACUCGAUCGCUGGAAUAGUUUUGCUGCUGCUGCUGCUGCUGCUGCAGAGGGUCAGAGUGAGAGAACGCCUUUGUUGGCAGCGAGGAAUGCUCAUGUUGAGGAGACUGCGAGUCCGAGACGUGUUUGUCAGACGGGAGAUGUACUGUCAUCGGGGCAAGUUAUGGACGUCACGAAUAAUGAAGAGUCAGAAAUGUCUCCUUCAAGAUGGUAGAAGAGACUACGGGGCACAGGUCUGCAAAAGGAUAGACAUUGAUAUUGGCAUAACGAAAGACGAUACAUGGUUAAGGUACAUAUUAUGGAUGGCGAGUCAAACAUGGAAUACACGCGUUGAUAGGGAUGGGCUUUCUACACGAUACAACGAA
This is a messenger RNA of Aureobasidium subglaciale EXF-2481, 1473 nucleotides long. RefSeq lists its product as uncharacterized. The coding region runs from base 207 to 1322 and encodes 371 amino acids. Lineage: Eukaryota; Fungi; Ascomycota; Dothideomycetes; Dothideales; Saccotheciaceae. The record is from RefSeq and is a predicted model, not a curated record. The transcript is spliced from 3 exons.